AUGAACGACGCUGAUGUUUCCAACCAGAUCCAGCAGAUGGUGCGGUUUAUCCGCCAGGAAGCCGAAGAAAAGGCCAACGAGAUCUCCGUCGCCGCCGAAGAAGAAUUCAACAUUGAGAAGUUGCAGCUCGUUGAGGCAGAGAAGAAGAAGAUAAGGCUCGAGUAUGAGAAGAAGGAGAAGCAGGUCGAUGUCAGGAAGAAGAUUGACUACUCGAUGCAACUGAACGCAUCGAGGAUCAAAGUUCUGCAAGCCCAAGACGACAUUGUCAACGCAAUGAAAGAAGAGGCAGCAAAGCAACUCCUGAAAGUUAGCCAGCAUGGCUUCUUCCAUCACCAUCACCAUCAGUACAAACAUCUCUUGAAACACCUCAUUGUUCAGUGUCUGCUUAGACUGAAAGAGCCUUCAGUGCUGCUGCGUUGCCGUGAAGAAGACCUUGACAUGGUGGAGUCUAUGCUGGAUGAUGCAACUGAGGAGUAUUGCGACAAGGCCAAGGUUCAUGCUCCUGAGAUCGUUGUAGACAAGGACGUCUUCCUUCCUCCUGCUCCUUCUGAUGAUGACCCUCAUGCUCUCUUCUGUGCCGGAGGAGUGGUGCUGGCUUCUCGUGAUGGGAAAAUCGUGUGUGAGAACACGCUUGAUGCGAGGUUGGAGGUCGCUUUCCGCAAGAAUCUUCCCCAGAUCCGAAAGUCGCUCUUUGGCAAGGUUGGUGCAGCUUGA
Messenger RNA from Thlaspi arvense, 714 nucleotides. The record is from the annotation of a GenBank genome assembly. NCBI's taxonomy places the organism in Eukaryota, Viridiplantae, Streptophyta, Magnoliopsida, Brassicales, Brassicaceae.